AAGUUACAUGGUGAAACAAGAUGUCGGAACGCUACAGUUUUUCGCUGACAACAUUCAGUCCUUCUGGGAAGCUGGUGCAGAUAGAGUAUGCUUUGGCAGCAGUAGCUGCAGGAGCUCCCUCGGUGGGUAUAAAAGCAACAAAUGGGGUUGUUCUAGCGACAGAAAAAAAGCAGAAAUCUGUGCUGUAUGAUGAACACAGCAUACACAAGAUAGAAAUGAUCACCAAAAACAUAGGCAUGGUGUACAGUGGAAUGGGACCAGAUUACAGGGUUCUGGUGAGGAAUGGAAGGAAGCUGGCACAGCAAUACUUCUUAACUUAUCAGGAACAAAUUCCCACAGCUCAGCUGGUACAGAGGUUGGCCAAUGUCAUGCAGGAAUACACACAAUCUGGUGGAGUUCGCCCAUUUGGCUUGUCUCUGUUGAUAGCUGGCUGGGAUGACGAUGAGGAGAAGCCAUACUUGUACCAGUGUGAUCCUUCGGGUGCCUAUUUUGCCUGGAAGGCUACUGCUCUAGGAAAGAACUUUGUCAAUGGAAAAACUUUUUUGGAAAAAAGGUACAGCGAUUCCCUGGAGCUGGAAGAUGCCGUUCACACAGCUAUCCUAACCCUGAAGGAGAGUUUUGAGGGCCAAAUGACAGAGGAUAACAUUGAGAUAGGGAUCUGUAAUCAUGAAGGCUUCAAACGGUUACAACCAUCAGAAGUGAAGGACUACCUAGCAUCAGUGGCAUAGGGAGGACUCAGCAGCAUAAGAUGGAAACAAGGACUUAACAACUCUCAGUAAAACUUGUAUAAGUGCUGGAAAUGUGAUGAAAUUUACAUUGACAAGCAAGCUGUGAGGUUGUACCUUUCAACGUAGGCACAGAUUGAGCAGGCAAGAUCAAGGAGUCUUCUGAAAUCAGUGCUCGAAAGGGAGAUAACUGUGUCAUAGAUGACCAAACACAAGAACUGCUUCAUUUGUUGUCUUUUCACACAAUGACACCAUCCCGUUUGUCGCCAUCCAGUUAUCAACAUGAGAGGUUAUUUAAGAACAAUAUGAAUAAGUCAUUAAAAAGAAAAUCAAUAUCAGAUUUAA
This is a messenger RNA of Liolophura sinensis, 1070 nucleotides long. RefSeq names its product proteasome subunit alpha type-2. The transcript has 7 exons. Lineage: Eukaryota; Metazoa; Mollusca; Polyplacophora; Chitonida; Chitonidae. Gene Ontology annotation, biological process: ubiquitin-dependent protein catabolic process. The record is from RefSeq and is a predicted model, not a curated record. The coding region runs from base 21 to 728 and encodes 235 amino acids. Gene Ontology annotation, cellular component: proteasome core complex; proteasome core complex, alpha-subunit complex.